Messenger RNA from Lagenorhynchus albirostris (white-beaked dolphin), 2154 nucleotides. It is a transcript of the gene WDR25, whose product is annotated as WD repeat domain 25. Gene Ontology annotation, molecular function: protein binding. Bases 295 to 1914 code for a protein of 539 amino acids. The record is from RefSeq and is a predicted model, not a curated record. The transcript is spliced from 7 exons. Lineage: Eukaryota; Metazoa; Chordata; Mammalia; Artiodactyla; Delphinidae.
UUCUGGGGUCAGACCCGGAUUUCAAACCCAGUUUGGGAGUCUUCUUGUUACAAGACCUUGCGCAAGUCACAUUCCCUCUCCGCUUCAUCCUGCGUUUCCUCAUUUGUGAAAUGGGCAUAAAGAAGCCUCGUAACUUUAUCGUGGAGGGGACUAAGUGCGAUACUACCGGCAAAGCCCCUGUCACAUGGCAGACACUCGUUAAAAGUGAGGGCCUCUCCCCUCGGCGAACGAGAAGAGGAGGGAGACGAUGAAAGGUAGUUUGCCCUUGACGGACAAGGAGAAACUGUGUCUUCAAUGGCUUCGCUGGUAGCUUAUGAUGACUCGGACUCAGAGGCUGAGACUGAGCCUGCGGGCAGUUUUAAUCCUGCCGGCCAGAGGAAAGAUGCUUCAGAUGCCGACAGACCUCCUGGGCGGGAUUUUGCCUCGGAAGUCCUGGAUGCGAAGGACGGGGGCGCACUGCCCACAAAGCAUGGUUCUUGUGAAGAUGCAGCCAGCUGUCGUCUCCCUCUGGCUCGGCUCUGGAGCAGUGACUCAGGAUCUUGCCCCAACCAGAGGCUGCAGUGGCCCAGGACAGAGCCUGAGGUCACCUUCCCCACCAGCCAGCCUGCUCGUCCUUCCCUGUGGACCAGCCAUGCUCCAGCUGGCCACGUGCCCCUGGCAGCUGCCCGCUUAAAGCAGGUGAAACUCUCCUGGGGAACUUCUGGCUCCCCUGAGCCAUCUUUCUGUGCCCGAACUGGAUCUGAAACCCCAGGUAAAAACAGCAGCUCUCUUCAGAGGCAGUGGUGUGAGGACUGUGUUGUACCCUAUACCCCAAAAAGACUAAGACAGUUGCAAGCAUUAAGCACGGAAACAGGCAAGAGUAAAGACAUGGAGCCCCAGGGUCCCUGUGCAGGGCGUGCCCCAGCCCCUCUCUGUGUGGCGCCCCAAGUGUCUGAGUUUAUUCAGCCGUAUUUGGACAGUCAGUAUAAGGAAACCAAGAUUCCCAGGAAGGUACUCUUCCAUCUGAGAGGCCACCGGGGCCCAGUCAACAACAUUCAGUGGUGUCCAGUCUCUUCCAAGAGCCACAUGCUUCUCUCAACUUCUAUGGAUAAAACCUUCAAGGUGUGGAACGCCGUGGACUCGGGAAGCUGCUUGCAGACCUACUCCCUGCACAGUGAGGCAGUGCGGGCCGCCCGGUGGUCCCCCUGUGGCCAGCGCAUCCUCAGUGGUGGCUUCGACUCCGCCCUGCACCUAACAGACCUCGAAACAGGAACCCAGCUCUUCAGUGGUCAAAGUGACUUUAGAAUCACUACCUUGAAAUUUCAUCCAAGAGACCACAACGUUUUCGUAUGUGGCGGCUUCAGCUCUGAAAUGAAAGCUUGGGAUGUAAGGACCAGCAAGGUGGUGAGAAGCUACAAGGCCACCAUCCAGCAGACCCUGGACAUCCUCUUCCUCCGGGAAGGCUCCGAGUUUCUGAGCAGCACAGAUGCUUCGAGCCGGGACUCUGCCGACCGCACCAUUAUUGCCUGGGAUUUCCGGAGCUCCGCCAAAAUCUCCAACCAGAUUUUCCACGAGAGGUACACCUGCCCCAGCCUCACCUUGCACCCGAGGGAGCCUGUGUUCCUGGCACAGACCAACGGCAACUACCUGGCCCUCUUCUCUGCCGUGUGGCCCUACCGGAUGAGCAGAAGGCGGCGCUACGAAGGCCACAAGGUGGAAGGCUACUCGGUGGGCUGUGAGUGCUCUCCAGAUGGUGACCUGCUGCUGACGGGCAGUGCCGACGGCCGGGUCCUCGUGUACAGCUUCCGUACCGCCAGCCGCGCCCGCACGCUGCACGGGCACACGCAGGCCUGUGUGGGCACCACCUUCCACCCCGUGCUGCCCUCCGUCCUCGCCACCUGCUCCUGGGAGGGCGACGUUAAGGUCUGGCACUGAGCCUCCCAGCACGGAACCUUCCAGACACCGGCCGGGGUGGGCGUGUGUGUGAUGAGGAGGCUCUGGGGUUGGCUUCGGGGUCCGGCUCGGGUGGCCGCUGCCUUCUCCACCCUCUGAGCCUCAGCGUCCUCAUCUGUAAAAUGGGGACAAAACCCGUGUGCCUCGGGGUUCUGAGGACUGCGUGAGCGAAAGCGCCUGGCGCGGUGCUGGUGACGCUCAAUAAACGAGUGUUUUGCUCUU